ACCAAAGUGACUGCAGCUAGCUAGCAUAGAAGAUUUGAACAUUCCCAUCUUCUUCUUCAGUCCUUUUCUUCUUUAAUUUGGUCCUAGUCGCCUUAAUUUCGAGCUAGCUAGCUAUUUAAACAUAUCCAUCCUUUCUCUCUGGUUCUUAAUUAUCACUUCAUCAAUUGGUUCCUCCAUUGAUGCUGAUCAUCGAUUUCUUGCCAAGAAAGCUUCACCAAUAUGGCUUCCGAAGGAACAAGUCGCUCUCUGCAAGACACACCCACUUGGGCUCUGGCAACAGUUUGCUUCGUCUUCAUCUUUCUCUCUAUUUUCAUAGAGCACUUGAUCCAUCUCCUUUCCCAAUUUCUCAAACGACAUAGAAAGACUGCAUUGUUCGAGGCCGUAGAGAAGCUCAAAUCAGUGCUUAUGCUUCUGGGUUUCAUGUCACUAAUACUGACAGUAACACAGAGAUGGAUAUCCAAAAUUUGCAUACCCACGAAAGCUGCAGAAACUAUGCUUCCCUGCAGAAAAUCAGCAUCAACUAAAACUACCAAAGCACUUGGUUUCGAUCGCAUGUGGAGCACCGGCGCAUCUACAGCUUUCGAAGUGAUAAACAGAAGGCUAGCGGAAACAGAAGAUACUACUAGCACCAGUUCUACCACUUCUUCUGAGGAUCAGUGCGAAUCCCAUGGGAAGACCUCUUUUAUAUCCCAAGGAGGACUAAAUCAGCUCAACAACUUCAUCUUUGUUCUGGCAAUUAUGCAGAUUGUGUAUAGUGUUCUUACAAUGGCUUUAGGAAGAGCCAAGAUGAAGCGUUGGGAAGCAUGGGAAAGAGAAACGCAGACGGUAGAAUACCAAGUUGCAAAUGAUCCUAAUCGAUUCAGGUUUACAAGGCAAACAACAUUUGCUCGUAGACACAUGAACUCUUGUACAGGAACACCUAUUCAACUGUGGAUUAAAUGCUUCUUCAGACAAUUCUUCCAUUCAGUUGAAAGAGUUGAUUAUCUCACAUUACGCCACGGCUUCAUUUCUACUCAUUUGUCAACAAACAACGCAUUCAAUUUCCAGAAGUACAUAGAACGGUCGCUGGAGGAUGAUUUCAGAGAAGUAGUUGGCAUAAGCCCCUUGAUGUGGUUUAUCGUCGUAAUCUUCAUUCUCGUGGACGUGCAUGGUUGGCAGGUGUAUCUCUGGGUAUCAUUUGUGCCACUAAUUAUUGUGCUGGUUCUCGGAACAAAACUGGAAGUGGUGGUAGCCAGAAUGGCUCACCAACUCGGUGACCAGCAUAAUGUGAUCAAAGGAACUCCUCUGGUUCAGCCAAAGGACAGUCACUUCUGGUUCAAUAAACCGCGAUUCGUCUUGACUCUCGUACAUCUCACUCUGUUCAUGAAUGCGUUUGAACUUGCUUUCUUCAUUUGGGUCACGUUGCAGUUUGGGAUACACUCUUGCUACCAUGAACACAUUGAGAUUAUCAUUAUAAGAGUGGUCUUAGCGGUUGUCGUUCAAGUUAUGUGCAGUUACAUUACUCUUCCCCUCUAUGCUCUAGUGACCCAGAUGGGGUCAAAUUUCAAGAGUACCCAAGUGCUUGAAGAGCAAACAACAAAAGUUAUGAAGCAGUGGCAUGCCGACGUGAAGAAAAAAAGGAAAAAGAAUAGGCAAGACAAUUCAGGCCACGAUUAUUCCUCUACUAUAGGAAGCAGCAGUAGGAGAACCAUGAAUUCCCCAGAUUUCUCUUCCCAUCGCCGGCAACCAACUUUUGCUGCAAUGUCCCAGACGGAGAUUGUCGAAGAUGGUCAAGAAAUUGUUGAAGAACAUCAAGCAGCAAAGGGUGGCCAAACUGAAAUUGAACUAGCUAGUGAGGUACACAUAGAAAUUUCGGAGGUGAACAGAAGCCAAACGUGAACUAAAAGAAUUUUUGAUAGAUAGAACUAGGUAAUCAAAGGAAUCAUUUCCUAAAUACGCUAUUCCGAUCUCCUUGUAUAUUUUUUGUUGAUGAGCCAAGAGAUUAUUUGUCUAGAUGUUUUGAAUGAGAAGGCCAGGCUUUAAGGACAAGGGAACUAUCAGCUACCCAGCUAGAGCUUAUAGAUUAAGCAGUAUAGUGCAUUUAGCUUCGAACUCUCCUUAAUUUGUGCUUCCAUACAAUCAACAAAGAAAACAGAAAUUAAACCGUGGACUAGCAAAAGUAACAUGUGAAUCCGCAUCCAGCUUCAUUGAUAGAAGAACGAAGGUAUACUCCUGGUGAUUCUAGGAGAACUACGUACAUUCUGCAGAUUUAUGAAUGUUCUUGAUCUUGUUGUAUGUGUUUAUGAUGAUGUGAAUAGAUCGUAAUCUUUAGUCUAUAUGAUGGUGUGUGUUGUUAUAUGAUUACCAUCUAAUAGUCACUUGCCCAGAUCAUUCGUAUAGUUAUCAAAUCAAUAUUU
Messenger RNA from Fragaria vesca subsp. vesca, 2396 nucleotides. Its product is annotated as MLO-like protein 3-like. The record is from RefSeq and is a predicted model, not a curated record. NCBI's taxonomy places the organism in Eukaryota, Viridiplantae, Streptophyta, Magnoliopsida, Rosales, Rosaceae. The coding region runs from base 220 to 1878 and encodes 552 amino acids. The transcript has 15 exons. Gene Ontology annotation, biological process: defense response. Gene Ontology annotation, cellular component: membrane.